UCCGGUCUCGGCCCGCCGCGGGGCUCACACGCUCGCGCCCCCUGCGGCUGGCGCGCUGGCCCGAGCCUCGAGCUCGCAGGAGGAGCCGCCGCCGACGCUGCUAUGCACCGUGAGGCCUCGACCAAAAUGGCCCUAUGUUGAGUGAUGGUCUCAUGGACAAUUUUGGAGAUUCCACGGAGAUUGUUUUAAAGACCCUCAUUUGGCAGUAUGCCCGGGGACCCUUAGGCCAACAGAUGAGGAAAGUGAGGCACGGUGAAGCUAAAGACAUUGGCUAAAGAUCACAGAACUAUUCCAGGGUGCUCGUACCCACCUCACGCCAUCCCCACCUCAUCGUAUCGCUCUGAGGCUUAGUGACAAAUAGCACAGUGGCUGGCAUAGAAAUGCAGAUAUGAUGGUUGGAGUUCCAGCAGCUAUCUUGGGCAGUGAGGCAGCUUUGAGGAUGGAAGCCUUUUGCUAAGGAAGGUGAAACACAAAGAUAGAAGACAACCAGAUUACUGAUGAUUAUGAGGCCUCCAUACCAGCCUUGGAUUGCCUGUCUUGGGACUUUUACAGGAGAGAAAAAUACAGAGGGUUUUUUCCACGUAUUUCCAUCUGCAAGCUGGAGACCCAGGAAAGCCAGUGUUGCAAUCUGAAAGGCCGAGAACCAGAGAGCCUGCCGUAUAGAUUCCGGUCUGAGUCUGAAAUCCUGGGAACCAGCAGCACCAACAGCGGGAGAAAAUUGAUGUCCCAGCUAAAGCGUGGUAUAUCUUUGGGCAAGUCAUGCUCACUCUCUGAGCCUGGAUUUCCUCAUCUGCAAAUUUGUGGAUAUGAAUGCCUACUCUACCCACGGGCCCUGGACUUUAAGGAAGAUGGUCAUUUCUCACCUUCCUGGAACCAGUCGUCCAUGCUCAGCUUUCUGGAUGAGCGUUUAAAGGAAAUGCCAGUCUAAGCAAAACAUGGUGGAAAGCAAUGGCGUUUGGAGUUAGAAAGAUUUCUGUUUGCUUCAAGAUCUCCAGCUUCUCAUUUGGCAAGUUAUUCGACUUCCCCGAGCCCUGGUUUCCUGCCAAUGAGGACAUGGCCCAGUGUGGAAGCUUGGGAUGCUGAGUGGGGGCUUUUCCUCUUGUCCCAGAAUCGUGGCUCCACCAAAGGACCGUUGUUCCCAAGGGAAGGGAGGCUGGAGGCUGGUUGCCUGAUGUGGAAGCCAGAGCCCAGUGGCAGGCCCUCCACUGGACCUGACAGAGAAAGGUACAAAGGCCUGUGGCAUCUCGGCAAGUCUUCAGGCCCGUCUGUGACUCUUCCUGUAACCAAAGGCCUUUUCCUGUGUUUGAACUCUGCCACCAAUGGCUGUCCUACCAAAGGCCGCCUUCUAUUCACUGACAGCUGCUUUGAACAUCAGUCACAUCAGGUCAUUUGCCAAGCUGUGCGCCUCAGGUCACAUCGCUCUGAAGCCUCUGGUUUGUCAGCUUCAAAGUGCCUCGCAAAUGGCGACUUGCCUCCUUUGGGUGAAUAUUAAAAGAAGCGGAAGCCUGGACAGCUCAUGACACUUCUGGAAUUAAGGCUGGAAGCUUCUAUCAUUUCUCAGAAGAAAACAGGAGCUAAGAAGAGCUGUGAAGCCUACUGCCAGGCCUAACGGCCAACACAUAUGACUGAGGAUGCUUGGAGAGAGCCUGUAAGGAGAAGAAAAGGCCACUCUGGAGGAAGGCUGUGAAAAGACGAGCUCUACUGAACUAUGAAAGUGGAUACUGGAUGAGAACGCUUGCUCACGUCUGGCCUGGUACUCAUCUGAGAAAAAAAGAGAACGAAGUAUUGUUCCUGUUCUCUUUCUUAAGUCAUCUGAAACACUGUCCCUGCGAGUUCCUUAAGUUCCCUGCAAUCUGUACACAAGAGAAGGAGGGAGAGAGAGAGGGAGACAGACAGAGAGCAAGGGAUCAGGUAAAGCAGUGGGGCUGCUGCAGCCAUUCAGACUCAGGAGCUGGAAAAUUGCCAAGGAUGCAGAAGGAAAUGAAGAUGAUCAAAGAUGAGGAUGUGCAUUUCAAUUUGGGUGUGAAGAGGACCCCCUCCUUUCCCCACUGCCUGCAGCCAGUGAUUUCCCGAGGGAAAGCUCCCCAAAGACACCCCUUCCCAGAAGCUCUCCGGGGGCCUUUUUCUCAGUUCCGGUAUGAACCCCCUCCCGGAGACCUAGAUGGGUACCCGGGGGUCUUUGAAGGAGGAGGGUCUCGGAAGCGGAAGAGCAUGCCCACCAAGAUGCCCUACAAUCACCCAGCGGAAGAAUCUGCUCUUGCCCUCCAGUCUGACGAGAGCAAAACCCACGCCCCGCCGAACUUCCCUCUGUUGUUCCCGCAGCCCCCGCGCCCCAAGUAUGACUCGCAGAUGAUAGACCUGUGCAACGUGGGCUUCCAGUUCUACCGCACCCUGGAGCACUUGGGGGGCAAAGCCGUCAAGCAGGAGCCCGUGAAGCCCAGUGCCAUGUGGCCCCAGGCAACACCCGCUCCAUUCCUGCCCACGCCCUACCCCUACUAUCCCAAGGUCCCCCCGGGCCUCAUGUUCCCCUUCUUCAUGCCCUCCGCCUCCCCCUUCCCGUUCAGCCGGCACACCUUCCUGCCCAAACAGCCCCCGGACCCGCUGCUGCCCCGCAAAGCUGAGCCCCAGGAGAGCGAGGAGACCAAGCAAAAGGUGGAGAGGGUGGACGUGAAUGUGCAGAUCGACGACAGCUACUACGUGGACGUGGGCGGGGCGCAAAAGCGCUGGCAGUGCCCCAACUGCGAGAAGUCUUACACCUCCAAGUACAACCUGGUGACUCACAUCCUGGGCCACAGCGGGAUCAAGCCGCACGCGUGCACCCGCUGCGGGAAGCUCUUCAAGCAGCUCAGCCAUCUGCACACCCACAUGCUGACCCACCAGGGCACGCGGCCCCACAAAUGCCAGGUGUGCCACAAAGCCUUCACUCAGACCAGCCACCUGAAGCGCCACAUGAUGCAGCACAGCGAGGUGAAGCCGCACAACUGCCGCGUGUGCGGCCGGGGCUUUGCCUACCCCAGCGAGCUCAAGGCCCACGAGGCCAAGCACGCCAGUGGGCGGGAGAACAUCUGUGUGGAGUGCGGCCUCGACUUCCCCACCUUGGCCCAGCUGAAGAGGCACCUCACCACGCACCGGGGCCCCAUCCAGUACCACUGCUCCGAGUGUGACAAGGCCUUUCAGUACCCCAGCCAGCUGCAGAACCACAUGAUGAAGCAUAAGGACAUCCGCCCGUACAUCUGCUCGGAGUGUGGCAUGGAGUUCGUGCAGCCCCACCACCUCAAGCAGCACUCCCUCACCCACAAGGGUGUGAAGGAGCACAAGUGUGGGAUUUGUGGGCGGGAGUUCACUCUGUUGGCCAACAUGAAGAGACAUGUGCUGAUCCACACCAAUAUCCGCGCCUACCAGUGUCACCUCUGCUACAAGAGUUUUGUGCAGAAACAGACCCUGAAAGCACACAUGAUCGUUCACUCUGAUGUGAAGCCUUUCAAGUGCAAGCUGUGUGGGAAGGAAUUCAACCGGAUGCACAACCUCAUGGGCCACAUGCACCUGCACUCCGACAGCAAACCCUUCAAGUGUCUCUACUGCCCGAGCAAAUUCACCCUGAAAGGGAACCUGACACGCCACAUGAAAGUCAAGCACGGGGUCAUGGAGCGGGGCCUUCAUUCUCAAGGGUUUGGAAGGGGGAGAAUCGCCCUGGUGCAGACGGCAGGCGUCCUGCGGGGCCUGGAGCAGGAGGAGCCCUUCGACCUGUCCCAGAAGCGCCGGGCGUUCCAGUCUGAUGGGGAGAGCGCCAGGGGCAGCUCCUGCCAUGAGGAGGAGGACGAUGACACCUGCUAUGAGAUGGAGCGGGACAGUCCGGGCCUGGCCUCCCAGAGUGGACAGUUCUGCGCGCCCCAAGAUCUCUCCACCAAGGCCCAGCCGGUCCCCGGGGCUCUCCAAGAAGCCUGCGAGGAAGAGAAGGAGGAAGAGGAGAAGGACAUGCCACAGGAAGAACGCCAGGAGAAGAGCAAGGACAGCCUUGGGGUAGAGGGCUGCCAGGAAAGAGACUCUGCCCACAGAGACGACUGUCCCAGCCUCAGGGCUCUGCAGAGCACCCGGCGGAGUGCCUCCUUUUCUGAUUACUUAUACUUCAAGCACAGAGAUGAGGGUUUAAAAGAAUUACUGGAGAGGAAAAUGGAAAAACAAGCAGUGCUUUUAGGUAUCUAAGUGGGCAGUUUUAGAAAUACAUUUGGAGGAAGAGAGCUAGGCGGUUCAAAUAUAGCUUUCUGCAUGAGCUGUCAUUUGCUGGAAGCUGGCAAAUGGCACACCUCUUCACAAAUGGCUCAGACUAAAUGAGCAGGGACCGUCUUCAGUAAUGUAAAUGCUUCUCAGGUCAUUGAUGAGGCCCUUGAUUUUUUAAUACAUGUGCAGGGUCUUCUUCAGUGUUAUUUGAUGCAUCUCCAGUAUGAUAAGCUGUACAUAUUCUUCUAGAUAUCUAACUGUAAGCUGAUACUGAGGUGCUUUUAGAAAUUCUAUUUUUCUUUGACUAAUACGCAAUAUAUGGUAAAUUUCUUUCAAGUUGCAAAAAUAUGGUGCUUGACAUGUUACCUUCUUAAUGACUAUUUAGUUGAAUGUGUGAAAAUUAUAAUAUUUUUCUAGAUAGAUGAAAAUAUGAGUAGUUGUAUAUAUAUAAAAAUUGCCUUUAUUAAAUAAUCAAAAAUAUCAGAAAUGACACAGGAGGGUGAGUUAUUGAAAAGACUGUUGUCACAUAGUCGCUGUAGAGAUAAGAUAAAAUUUCAAGAGAAACGAAUAAUUCUGACUAAGGAAAAUCCAGCCUAGGCCUGCCUUGUUCUGCUCCACUUACCUUCAUCAGAUGUGGCAUUUGGAGCAUAUUUUCAGGUGGCCCAGCACUUCACAGCGUCUACAGGCAAAUACCUUGUGUCCUGAGCACAGCUCCGUCCUGGAGACCUGGCUCAGAGGCCUCGUGCCCCACAAAGCAGCUGCAGGAAAAGUUGUCACCUGUGAGCAGUGGGUUUCUCCUCAGUGCUGGAGCUAUAGGAGUGGGGGAGGAAGUCUCCCCGAAAUCUAAGUUCUGACUUAUUUGGAGUAUUAGAAUAACCAUCAGCUAAUCACUAGUAAGGGAGAUUCUGGGCUGUGUUCUCAAUGCUGGCUAUAGGUUAGAAUCAGCUUGGGGAGGCUUUUAAAGAAUAUCAAUGCUGGGGCCUCAGCCCCCCGAGAUUCUGAUUUAAUUGGUGUAAAGUGAAGCCCCUGGUUAUUUUCCAAAUUGCCCCAUGAUUCUUAUAUGCAG
This is a messenger RNA of Rhinolophus ferrumequinum (greater horseshoe bat), 5284 nucleotides long. It is a transcript of the gene ZNF366, whose product is annotated as zinc finger protein 366. The coding region runs from base 1726 to 4203 and encodes 825 amino acids. Gene Ontology annotation, cellular component: chromosome. Gene Ontology annotation, molecular function: chromatin insulator sequence binding; RNA polymerase II cis-regulatory region sequence-specific DNA binding; DNA-binding transcription factor activity, RNA polymerase II-specific. Gene Ontology annotation, biological process: regulation of transcription by RNA polymerase II. NCBI's taxonomy places the organism in Eukaryota, Metazoa, Chordata, Mammalia, Chiroptera, Rhinolophidae. The transcript has 16 exons. The record is from RefSeq and is a predicted model, not a curated record.